AUGAGAGUAAACUUCAGUGAGCCAGCCACGCCGGCGAUGAGUCGGCAGACUUCCAGGGUGUUCGCUCCGCAUCACCAACGCACGGGGACAUAUCCGCACCUGCUCACUGCGCGUCGCAAGCCCCGCCGGUGGCCGCUUGUUUUCCGAUUUGUGAAAGGCGCCAUUCACGGCGCCAUCAUAUUGUCUGUGAUAUUCCACGCGCUGUUUACGUCUUUCAUUGUCUAUCUAGACCAAUAUGUCUUUGACACUGUCGGGCUCCCCAGUAGCAUAAUUCCGUCAUUGUCAAUAGUGGUCGGUUUGAUGCUGGUCUUCCGCAACCAAACCUCGUAUAACCGAUUCUGGGACGGUCGCAACGCCACGACGACGGUCUACACAUGCAUUCGAAACCUGGUCCGCACGACCAUCACCAAUGGCUACAGCACGAAGCGGCCGCUGAACGAGGCGGAAAAGCACGAUAUCGAGCGCACGAUACGAACGCUUAUGGCUAUGCCGUAUGCCAUCAAGAAUCAUCUCCGCGCGGAAUGGGGCGCUACCCUGGCACUGGGAGACGACGUUGGAGAGAACGGCAUCGCCAAGUACGAUGCUGAUUAUGCGAGUUUGCUACCUGCAGAUGUGGAGGGCCAUGAGGAUGAGGGACUGGGCUUGCCCUUCCAAUUAACCUUUUUUAUCGACGGCUUUAUCAAGCGAGGCGUUGAGAGGGAGUGGUUCAAUGCGCCCGCGGCAAGUCAGAUGCAGGCACAGCUCAAUACACUGGUAGACGCCUACGGGAAAAUGGAGACGAUUAAACUGACCCCUAUCCCAGUGGCGCAUCUGAUCCACCAAAAGCAAGUCCUGGCCCUAUUCGGCUGCGUUAUCCCAUUCGGGAUGGUCGACGACCUCGGCUGGUGGACAGUCCCUAUCGCCAGUCUGGUGAUCUUCACGCUGUACGGAAUUGAGGGCAUUGGGUCGCAGCUGGAGGACCCGUUCGGUUACGACCGCAACGACAUUAAAAUGGACGCCAUUGCGGGCGACGCCAAGACCGAGAUCGACGCCGUACUCGGUGAAUGGCGGAGAUUGAUGGCAACGGUCCAGCCGUUAGACCGAACUGGGGAUGGUUCUGUGGAUGAUAAAUAUGUGCCGCCGGAGAUGUUUAUCAGGAUCAAACCACGGCCGGGGCAGCAGCACUAA
Aspergillus campestris IBT 28561 is the source of this 1167-nucleotide messenger RNA. Its product is annotated as bestrophin family protein. The coding region runs from base 1 to 1167 and encodes 388 amino acids. The transcript has 4 exons. Lineage: Eukaryota; Fungi; Ascomycota; Eurotiomycetes; Eurotiales; Aspergillaceae. Gene Ontology annotation, molecular function: chloride channel activity. The record is from RefSeq and is a predicted model, not a curated record.